Molecule: messenger RNA, 7936 nt
Organism: Cyprinus carpio (common carp)
Lineage: Eukaryota; Metazoa; Chordata; Actinopteri; Cypriniformes; Cyprinidae
Gene: cbfa2t3
Product: CBFA2/RUNX1 partner transcriptional co-repressor 3
Biological process (GO): DNA-templated transcription; negative regulation of DNA-templated transcription
Cellular component (GO): nucleus
Molecular function (GO): transcription corepressor activity
Source: RefSeq, a predicted model, not a curated record
GAAAACAUCAUAUCUCCCAUCUGAUUUGAAUGCCCUCGAUCGGGCUUCGGGCACCAGCUGCCUGGCUGUCAAUUGCCUGAUGAAUGCGAGUGUUUGGAAUUGAGGAACAGAUAUGGGGAAACAGCGGCCCCUAGCGGUGCGCGGUCAAAACGCGAUUAAAAACCUGGUAAGAACGCCCGGCGUUGUGGAAGGACCAUCAAUACUGCUCACAUGAGAAUCAAUCUGACAUUUUUAUCAGAGACAGGGACAGUGCUUAUGAUCCCUUAAGAAUUGCAGAAGAUUGUGGGCACAUCCUAAUUAUGUUAAUAGCAAGUCUAUUAAAAAUGUGAUAUGAAUUAUAUUAGGAAUCCUCAAUAUCAGAGGGGGUUAUACAGCACAAGGGAGGCUGUCAGCUUGUGGGUCUGAGGAGCUGUCACAGAGAGAGAGAGAGAGAGAGAGAGAGAGAGAGAGAGAGGUGGGGAGAGCGAGCGAGCGAGAGAGGUUAGGAGCGCAGGAGAACGCUUCUCUUCUCCAGAUGGUGUUUUAAACGCAGACAGAAGGGUCAUUAGACAACACACCAGCUUCCAACCACUGACAACAACAAAAAUAUACCAAAACCGCGAGAUGGUGCAGAGCGAAACAGCGCAGAAUGUGUAGCAUCAGUUAGCUGGGACACGAAUGAAGUUUUUAAUGGACCGUUUUUUCGCGUUCAGUGCGGAGGGAGUUCGCGACGAGCAGUUGGAGGAUUAACGGGAAGAUCUCCGAAACACUCCCUAUCUGAAUCAUUUCUGUAGACGAGGACUUUCAGGAUUUACAAGAGACAAUAUUCACUUGGAAACAUGGAGCAUCAGUGGCAAUAUUAAAAAACACGGGAUCACGGACAUCUACUGUGGAAUACGAUAUAAAAACCACCAAGAACGCGAGAUCUGAGUUGGAGGACUUUGCGAUUUUUUUGUGAUUUCAGAAAUCGAAGCGAACUUUUUUCGCCCUGUGCAUUUUUACUAAGAAAUUUGUUAACACGUUUCAAGAUUUCGACAUUUUAAAGGAACGGAAUACCAAAGUCUCACUACUUUAAUACUAAAGCUCCGUUGUGUUCUAGCUUUUUUUUAUGAUAUAUUUUCGAUUUCUUGAAAUUGAAUUACCUCAUUAUUUAUUACUAUAACGAAAAGUCAACAUCGCGUGCAAUCCAAAGGAGUUCAGAACUCUCUCUCUCUCAGACACUGUUUGAUAAUACGGCAUAUAGGCUAUAGCCUACACUUUUUAUUCAUUUUGGAAAGUUCACACCUUUUUCAGUGAUAAUCGAGGCGUAAUAAUCUCCGUUUAUUUCUGUUUUUAUUUUUCGCGUGGAUUAUUUUUGCUGCAAAUACCUCAGUUUGACUUCGACCUUCAAAAGUAGCACAGGACAUAAGGCUGGAACGAUGCCAGAUUCACCCGCUGAUGUCAAAACCCAGCCCAGGUCAACUCCUCCCACAAUGCCACCUCCACCCCCAGCUGUCAGCCAGGCAGCCAAUCGCAACGCAUCAUUUACACCCACAACAAUGCUGAACGGGAGCAGUCACUCCCCCACGGCACUAAACGGAGCUCCCUCAACCCCCAACGGCUUCAGCAAUGGACCGGCCACCUCCUCUACUGCUUCUCUCCCCACCCAGCAGCUUCCCCCUGCCUGCGGAGCCCGACAACUCUGUAAGCUUAAGCGUUUCCUCACCACACUGCAGCAGUUUGGCAAUGACAUCUCGCCCGAGAUUGGAGAGCGUGUACGCAGCCUGGUGCUGGGGCUAGUGAACUCAACUCUAACCAUUGAAGAGUUCCACUCAAAACUUCAGGAAGCCACAAACUUUCCCUUGCGUCCCUUUGUCAUUCCAUUUCUCAAGGCUAACUUGCCCCUCCUGCAGAGGGAGCUGCUUCACUGUGCUCGGAUGGCUAAGCAGACCCCAGCCCAGUAUCUGGCCCAGCACGAACAGCUGCUGUUGGAUGCCAACGCCAGCUCUCCCCUGGACUCCUCCGAGAUCAUGCUGGAACUUAAUGAGCAUGGGAAGAGACGUACCCCGGACAGGACCAAAGAGAUUGCAGGGGACAGGGAUGGCUUGCACCCAGAGCACCUGGCCAAACGUCCAUGCACAGUGAGCCCCAGUCAGCGCUUCAGCCCAAGCAGUGGUUUACCUGCUCACCCUCCCCCCAACGGCAUACCAACGCACCCACCCAAUGGCCUUCCACAUCCUAAUCCUCCUGCCCCACAGCACUACCGCUUGGAAGACAUGGCACUUGCCCACCACUACAGAGAUGCUUACAGACACGCAGAGCACAGGGACGUCCGGGAUCGUCACCGGCAGACAGCCGUGCAUGGAACACGUCAAGAGGAAGUGAUUGAUCAUCGGCUGACAGACCGCGAGUGGGCUGAGGAAUGGAAGCACCUCGAUAACUUGCUGAACUGUAUCAUGGAUAUGGUGGAGAAGACGCGGCGUUCCCUCACCGUGCUGCGACGCUGCCAGGAGGCGGACCGUGAGGAGAUGAAUCACUGGAUCCGUCGUUAUAGUGAUGUGGAGGAUAUGAAAAAAGGUGGGAGCUCCACCCAGCGGCCUCCUCCUCUUCCUCCCCACCACAACUCUUCCUCCUCCAACACUCCUAACAGCAGCGACACACAACCGCUAGAAAUCCACAGAGACUUCCUGCACAGGCCCCCGUCAGGCUACCUACCCGAGGAGAUCUGGCGGAAGGCUGGUGCUACAAGUAUCCCACUCUCGCCAGCAUUAAAGCAACUUCAGAACAAGCAGGAGGAGGCAGUAAAUGAAGUGAAAAGGCAGGCCAUGUCAGAGCUGCAGAAGGCGGUGUCGGAUGCUGAGAGGAAAGCUCACGAGAUGAUCUCUGCUGAGCGCUCCAAGAUGGAGAGAGCUCUGGCCGAGGCUAAGAGACAGGCCUCUGAGGAUGCGCUGACUGUCAUUAACCAGCAGGAGGACUCCAGUGAAAGCUGCUGGAACUGUGGUCGCAAAGCUAGCGAGACGUGCAGCGGAUGCAACACUGCGCGCUACUGUGGCUCUUUCUGUCAGCACAAGGACUGGGAGAAGCACCAUCACGUAUGCGGCCAGGGCCUGCCUGGGAGUAGCAGCAUGCCACUCGGGACACCAUCUACCACCUCCAUCUCCUCCUCGUCCAGUGUGCCCCCAACACACUCCGAGAGCACCCCUCCAGGCCCCUUGUCCCUGGCGGGGCAAACCAGCAGCAGUGGCAGUCCCAAGGAAGCGAGCUCCAGCAGCGUUUCUCGCUCAACUACUCCAGCAACACCCGCCCUGAUGGAUUCCUCGUCCCGCUGACUGAUGAACCCCAAAUCUUAACCCAUGCCCAGCCACGUCUACUGCUGCUACAGCAUCCUUCAUCCAAAACAAGCUGAGGAACCUUCACCAUACUUAACAUCCUCUCAAAAUGAACUACGGCAACCUGGCUUCCACAUCUACAUUAAGAUCUAGUUUUCUCAAUUUCCAAAAAAACCCAUCAAGGCUCAGAUUCCUUCACAAAAGGAUGUACUGUGUUUAAUGCAGCAUGAGCAGGGUCUGUUAUACUGGAUGCCACAGCCAGGAAAGCCAGGAAAACACGUAUAGUUACACAUUACAUGUUUUAUUCAUGUAUAAGACAAUUUUAGGCAUGGCCUCAGUUACCUACACCCUUUAAGUGAGGUGUGCUCUGUGUAAAUUGGGGUGGCACCAUACUCUGAACAUGUCUUGACCCAGGUAGGACUAAAUAUACAGUAUGUAGGAUGGAUUCCUCUAAAAUGACCGACAGCCGCCACUGCGGGAUGUCAGUAAUGUACAAGAGCACUCGGAAAAUCUUCCACUUCAGAGCUACUUCCUCACAACACGACACACUGCAUUUCAUUUUUUGGCUUUAAUUAAAACAAAAGAAAAGUCCAAAAAUUCAAAAGAAUAAUGAUGAUGAUUAAUAAGAAGAAUAAAACCUGUUAACUACCUUGCUAGCGAGCCAAGAAAAUCUACACCAGACUCACCUCUCUGUACUGACGUGAACCCAAAUGAAUUUUAAGUAAAAAAAAAAAAAAAAAAAGAACAUGAUCCAAACCUUUUUACUACACUGCCAAAGUUACUAAGAAGCACUCAUCUUGUAACCAAACGCAAACAACUUCACCUCCUCAGCAGUAAAGCCAGGCCAGAGUUCCACAGGCUGUGGUCUGUGGAGAGGUGGCAUAGUGACUAGACACUUAAACCUUCACUGUGCCCACUGUGCUGCCCACUCAGAUCCUGAGGAACGCAGACCUUAGCACGGAUCCAUGGCAAUGGCAAUGAAGGGUCACACCUGGGAUGUUUAAAACACGUCACCCGGUCCGCCGCAGAGAGAAAUGACAUGAAAACAAAAGAGAAGGCAAAGAUGAGUAAACGAAAAGAGACAGGUUGGCCUCAAAAGAAAAGAUGAACGGCAACGGAACUGCCAAAAACCUCAUUGGAUUGUACACUAAGAAUGAGCCUUUUCUUGUGAAACAUUUUCGUUUGGUUUUCCUAAAGCUCUCUGAAUGCUGAGACAUUUCAUUUUGUUGUACGAUUUCAUUCUCCCUCGUUUUCCAAAGCAUGACUGUAGAGUCUCACGAGACUGGCGUAGACUUGGUUCUCUUUUCUCUCGCUCUUUCUACCUCCCCCCAUCUUCUAAAUGUUCAUCUCUUUUGUCUCCUGACAGAACCUCUAAGCAGAUAUCCAUGAAGGGAUCAAACGUUGCUUGUAGAUAUUACUUUCUGUUUCUGGAUGUCUCUGUCUUCAAUAUCUGCUUGUGUGCGUACUCUGAAUGAGGAACGCGUUCUUUCUUUGUCUUCUUUUAGGUUUCAGCCGAACAUUGGACAGAAAAAGACACUCUAAUGGGAGAGAAGCUGUGUUGUACCUAUUGUUCGAUUUGUUGUAUCAAUAUUGAUGAUGAGAAUCCUCAUGUAGAAUAUUUUAUAUUGCUCGCAUUGUAAGACAGUGAGAGAACAGAGGUGCAAUAUGAAAAGAGAAUUCAGCUACUGAAUGGAACCUCAGAAACGGCCCUUAGGGUAUCUUAUAAUAUAAAUAUACAUAUAAAUAUAUCUAAAAUUACCACAGUAAAUUAAUGUGAAUGUACAUAGUAUUUAAAAAGAGGUCCAAAAAUGAGUUUGCCAAAUAACAGAAACCUUUAAAGUAUAAUGUCUAGAAUUUAAUUUCUCUCCAUUUAAUCUUUUCUGUCUGAAUGAUCGUUUUACAACGUCUGUUGUAACAGUGGAGGAGGAAGAGGUGUUCACAUCACUGCUUGUGUAGAUUACUGCCAGAGGACUCUGCUUAUUGACACGCUGGGCUGUACGUUUUUGUAGCCAUAAGCUAUCGAAGCAAAAGGCAUCACUUUAACAACAUGCAAAACCACAAUAGACUGACCUAGCUCGCCCCGCUGAGAAGUUCCCAGACUGGCAUUUGGGAGGGAAGCCGCUAGAAUCUGUGUGAAACAUUGCCAUCCUUUGGGCCAAAGUGUCACUGCAGUGGUCCAAUGUGUCAUUUGCACACACAAACUCACAUGCAUGCACAUACAAUCACAAAACCAAACCCUUGAUUAUCCAUAGUCCAAGUGUCUGACACAAGAAUCAACCAAACACAAUCUGGUUCUUCUGGUUCACAACUGGAUUUCUAAAUUAAUAUAUGAAAUAUCAGCAACACGUGAUCUAAAAACCAGUGAAUUACUAGAACACCAGUCUGAUAUAAUAGGUCUCUCUCUCUCUCUCUCUCUCUCUCCCAUUUUGGAGAGGAUUUUUCAUGAACCAUCCUCCCUUUCCUUACUAGCUACCUCCUGUAAACAAAUCCAAGGCAGUCUGAAUGAAUGAAACCACUAGCAGACAUGCAAAUCUAUCAUCCUGUCCAAGCUAAACAAGACAUUUCAACAUAGAAACUCAAAAAAUGAUAUGUAUAUUUUGUCCACAUUUUCAUGUCUACACAAGUGAUGGGCCAACAAAGUCCUGUUUUUUCAUGGGCUGUUAUACAACAAAUAAAGCCAAAAACACUCUACAGAAGUACAUAGCAAUGCAAAAGCAUGCACUCUUGUGUUGUUGUGUCACUGCGGCAGUAACCAAACUCAAUUCUCAAGGGUGUAAAAGUAAAGUAAAGUUACUUUCAAAUGUCUGUGCUGUUAAACCAGAUGUGUUAUUAUUCAGGUAGCUAACUUUGACAGUUGAAACCAACUUUAACUAACUUGCACAGCAAAAUUCUCUUUAAACUGUUGCUCUGCUAUGACUUUAGUUUACCUGUUUGUAGAAAAAAAGUGUUUACAUUCAUGCCCGCUAUGGCAAGUCUUAGAACUGUUGUGUCAUGAACUGUUCUGACACAUUCAGAAUGCAACAAUGAGUGAAAUUGAGCUUGCAUAGCUGUACUAGCUUGGAAUGUUUUGAGCCCUGAACAUAAAAAUAUCUCAUAAAUAUCCAAAACGAUAAAAGCACAGACCAAAGCAUAACUGCACAUCCAUAGAAGCCGUUUGGACAUUGCGUCGCCUAAAAAAGCAGCCUGAACGUGGGUGAGCGACUACCCAUAAACCAAAGUGUACAAAAUGAUCAUGUUGAAAGCACAAGACGACAGUAAACACAUUAAGAGAAGAAAUCGGUACUAUAAUUCCAAGCCAGAGGAGUGCUUGUUCCUGGCAUCCAAAGCAUCAGAUACGAUUACAAAUGCUUCUAACAUUUAAACCAACCUUGCUCAAAGAUUUCAUUAUGGGAAUGCAUGAGUGUGAGUGAGAGAUAAAAAAAAAAAAUAGAGUGAGAGAUACUUUCUAUUAAUGAUUUUGCUAAGGAACUUACUUGAAUCUCAAGAGCUUUAAAAUAACACCAUUAGCAAAGUUAUGGUAGAGAACUUCCAUAAACUUAUUUUGAGCUUUGCGUGUCUGCUAGUCCAGAACUCAUACAAAUACAUAUUUGCAAUAUUUUUGGCCAUUCUGUUCCUAACCAAAAUCGAACCAAAAACAACACCAUACAAAUACAUCUUUAGUUGUGUGCUGUAAUUCCGCUGUUAUCUGGCAUAUCGAAGGGCCGUCAUUCUCAAAGCAAAUUUGUGGAUGCCUAGAUUUGGUCAGCAUUUGGCCUUAUCAGUGAACCCAAGUUGGGCAGCUGCUCCGUUCAAAGAUUGACAUUGGGAAAGAGAGAGAGAAACUACAUCCUACACAUUAAGCGAACAUACUCUUGAAGUAAAAUGGAUGCUGAAGGAUAACUAGUCUAACAACUUGUUUUUAGUUAUGACCUGAUUAUGUUGACAUCCCAAAAAACAGAAAAGCUUAAACCAGCCUAAGGUCACCAAGCUGGUUUCUGGCUGGGAGACUCGAUACUACCAAAACCAGCUUAAAACAGCUAAGACAAGACCAGCAAACCAUUUCGGGCUGGCUUAAGUAAUUUUUAAUAAAAUAUCCCUGCAUAUCACUCCAGCAUCACUAAUGUUUUUAUUUUCUUCAUGUUUAAUGACCAUACCAUCCACUAAGGCUAAUGGAAAAACUGUAAAAUGGAAACCUUUUAUCACAGAACACACAAGGCUGUAGUAGAAACCAUACACUACUGUAGAACUGAACAUAGCUCUGACUAGCAGAGUGGGCCGGGCAUUGAAAACACAUAUAUGAUAAAUGCCAUAACAGCAAGAUACCUAUUUCUGUACUAACAAAGGCUUGGUUUGAUACAUUUAGGCAAACAUGAUAUACUGUAUUGUGCAAUACAUCAUUAAAGAAAAAGGCAUUGUUUCAAUAGGAAAGGUUGGUGUGUUAAAGAUUUUUUUUUUUCUCUUUCAAGGUCCUGUUAUCAUUCUCUAGAUGAUGUGAACUGUGCCAGGAGAGUUUUAUUUAUUUCUUGCAUGCUCUUUUCCCCCUUUUGCAAUUCCCUCACCCUCUCUUACUGUGCGCUUUCUUGGACAUGUGAAGCUGUAAACAUUCUAAAUCAGGUUAUUGUCUGUGUUGAGAUACGUAUCUGUGUAAUUAAAAAGACAGUGAAAUAUGA